Molecule: messenger RNA, 777 nt
Organism: Beta vulgaris subsp. vulgaris (sugar beet)
Lineage: Eukaryota; Viridiplantae; Streptophyta; Magnoliopsida; Caryophyllales; Amaranthaceae
Exons: 4
Coding region: 1-777 (258 amino acids)
Source: RefSeq, a predicted model, not a curated record
AUGUUGAAGCACUAUAAAAGGAAAUCUCGGCCUCCUAGAUGUACAUUGAAGAUAGACUUAAGGAAGGCUUAUGAUUCCUUGAGUUGGGAAUUUAUUGGUGAUUUACUGAAAGGUCUUCAGUUUCCAGCAAAAUUCAUCACAUGGGUAAUGGAGUGUAUGACUAGUCCUAGUUAUACUUUAUGUAUAAAUGGUGAAACUUGUGGAUUCUUUAAAGGGAGAAGAGGGCUGAGACAGGGUGAUCCCAUCUCUCCCUUAUUGUUUGUGAUUGCAAUGGAGUACCUCACAAGGCUACUGAGCAAGAUGAGUAAGAAGGAAAGGGCUUUAAGGGCUUUUGCUCAGGUGUCAGGACUACAAGCAAACCCUUCAAAGUCAGCUAUUUACUAUGGAAAUGUCAAAGAGGAUAUUCAAGGGAGAAUUCAACAACUUACUGGAUAUUCUAAAGGAAACUUUCCCUUUAGAUAUUUAGGAGUACCUAUAACAGCUAAAAGAAUAGCUGUGGCAGAUUGUGACAUGCUAGUUGAUAGAAUUCUUCAUAGAGUGAGCCUUUUUGUGGGAAGCUAUUGGGAAGUAUAUUUGGCAAGUUCCCAAAAGGAAGAUGUGUUAUGGAUCAAAUGGGUACAUAAUGUGUACCUGAAGCAGACUAAUUGGUGGGAGUAUGAAGCUCCUAAAUCAGCAAGCUGGGUAUGGAAAGCAAUCUGUAAAAUGAAGGAGGUGUUCAAGAAUGCAUAUCAGGAUAAUAAAUGGCUGAAUUCAGUGAAACCUUACACUGUCAAAUAA